CCUUGUCUAAAACCCCUAGAUUGGUAAGAACAUCUCUGAAGCUGAACGUCGCCGGUUGGAAAAAUCUCUUCAAUUACUCAUUUCCCCCGGCUGUUUCCACAAGGUAUCGGCCGUUCAAACAUUCCAUGCGGUUGUUUCCGAUUCCAUUACUCUCACACGUGAGAGGAUUGGUCCGAAGAGCACCUUCUCCGCGCAUGUACGCGGUUCCCGCACUCGCCUGUACGAACUCCACGAUCUCACACUCCGAGGAGCAAACGAAAGAAGGUAACUUUGAGGUUGUUAAAUCCCUGGAGCUAAACGAAGUAGGGGUUUUAAGAGUGUUAACCACUAUGAGGGACGAUCCUUACCUCGCUCUCUCGUUUCUGAAACGAAUCGAAGGGAACGAAGGGGCUUCUCUGCCUAGCGUUAGUGCUUACGCAGCUGUGGUUAGGAUCGUUUGUAGUUGGAGUUUGGAUGAGAAACUGAGUUGUUUGUUCGUGGGGCUCAUUAGAAAAGGAGACCAAGGGCGUGGGUUUAGUUUUGCUGAUUUGUUGAAUGCAGUUGGAGAAGCUGAAGAGGGUGAUGAGAAGUUGGCUUUUUUGUUGUUGAGUAGAGUCUCUAGUGCGUUGGUUAAGGCUUACGCUGAGAUUGAGAUGUUUGAGGAAGCUGUUUAUCUUUUCCGGGAGAUAGAGGAGUUGAGGUGGGAUGCGGAUGCGGGUGCUUAUGUCGUUGUGGUUCAGGCGUUGCGUAGGAAGGGAGAUAGCGAAGGAGUGGAGAAGCUUCUUAGCAAGUUGUUGAGCUUAGAGACGAGGAGGAGGCAUUGUUUUUUCUAUAUGGAUUUCAUCGAAGGGCUCUGCGUGAAUGAGAUGUCGCUUGAAGCUUAUACUCUACUCAGACCACUGAGGGAUGCAGACAUACUGGUGGUGGAUGGGAGUGAUCUCGCAGUGGCGUAUAGCAGAGUGAUCCGGGGUUUGUGCAAUGAGAUGAAGUUGGAAGAAGCUGAGAGCGCUCUUCUCGACAUGGAGGGAUGUGGGAUUGAUCCGGACGUGUCUCUUUACUCAGCUGUAAUGGAAGGGCAUCGCAAGAACAUGAGUUUCUCUAAAGCUCUGCGUUUCAUUGUCGAUAAAGGGGCCAAGCAAGGGAAGAGGAUCAUAAACCCUGUGAUCGCAAGCUCCAUCCUUCAGUGCUGUUGUCAGAUGGGGAAGUUUUCGGAGGCUUUCGAUCAGUUUGUAGAAUUUAGAAACCGUAACAUUCCGCUUGAUAGGUUCUGCUACAACGUCGCCUUUGAAGCUUUGAUAAAGCUCGGCAGAGUAGACGAAGCUAUUAAACUCUUCCGGGGAAUGAUAUGUGAAGGGAUAGCUCCUGAUGUUGUCAACUACACGACUUUGAUAGGUGGUUGCUGUCAACAGGGUAGAUGUUCAGAAGCAAUUGACUUGGUUAUGGAGAUGGAAGCCAAAGGGAGACCACCAGAUAUCGUUACUUUCAACGUACUCGUGGGUGGAUUCGUUAGGAAUGCACAGAAUGCGUCUGGUAUUUUAAAACUAAUGGAAGAGAGAGGUGUGAAGCCCACUUCCGUUACACACAAGAUGGUCAUCCAAGGCCUGAUCGUUGCAGGUAAAAUAGACGAGGCUGAAGCUUUGUAUCAGAGCUUGGAUGAACAUAAUAAAUCUAGGGGAAGUGUGGCAGGAGGUAUUGUGAAAGGUUACUGCGAAGCUGGCCGUCUCGAUGAGGCCUUUGAACGGUUCGUUAGACUGGACUUCCCUCUGCCCAAGAAUGUAUAUUUCACACUGUUCACUAGUCUUUGCUGCGGCGAGGAUAAUAAGCAUCAUCACAUCGACCAAGCUCAAAAGCUAGUGGAGAGAAUGUGGGAGCUUGGAGUUGAGCCUGUGAAGAGCAUGUACGGGAAGCUAAUCGGUGCUUGGUGUCGAGUUGGCGACGUGAGGAAAGCCAUGAGGUUUCUUAAAGUUUUGAAAAGCAGAGAGAUAGUCCCUGAUCUGUUCACUUACACGAUCAUGAUCAAAACCUGUUGCCGGUUAAACGAGCUGGAGCGGGCAGAUGCUCUUUUUAGAGACAUGAAGAAGAGAGGAAUCAAACCUGAUGUGGUAACGUACACAGUUCUGGCCACGAGAAAUCCGAAAAACAUCGACAAAGAGAUGAAAGCGUGCGGUGUUAAAGCAGACGUUUUCUACUACACGACCAUGAUCAACACUUACUACCAGUUGAACAACGAGAAGAAAGCCCGUGCCGUCGCUCAAGAAAUGAAGAGGGGAGGGAUCGUACCUGAUGUGGUGACGUACACAGCCUUGAUCAACAGCUAUUACAGGUUAAACGACCAGAAGAAAGCGUAUGAUCUUUAUCAAGAAAUGAGGAGGAGAAGGAUCCGUCCUGAUGUGGUGACGUACACGGUUUUUCUCAGUCACGGCUGGGAGUUGGAUGCGAAGAGAGGGAUGAAAGCCUCUGGGAUUAAACGAGACGUUCACUACUACACGGUUUUGAUUCAUCGCAAGUGCAAGAAUGGGGAAGUUGAAGAGGCGGAGAGGAUGUUCCAAGAAAUGAAAGAAAGUGGAGUGGAGCCUGAUGUUGUGUGUUACACGGCGAUAAUAGCUGGUUGUCUUAGGAAUGGAUAUGUACAUGAGGCGGACAGGUUUUGGCAAGAGAUGCUGGGAAAGGGGAUUGAGCCACCAACUGAAUAUUCAAAGAAUACUAAAUCUAACACCAAGAGACUUUCAUCUCGGCAAAGAUCCAAGAAGCCUAUAUUGGAAAGCUCAGGUGAGGUACAGAGUUCACUGUUGAUGAUCAGUUGAAAAUAAAUAAAAAAUGGGAUCUGCAUCGGGGUAAAUGUGUAUGUGAGCUGAACUGUUUUUUGAGAAGUACUAACUAGUUCAGGGGAUAUGUAAAUUAGAUGAGAUGUUCCAGUAUUGUAUAUACACAGAUUCUUUUGUAUUAAUAUGCUGCAAUAGUGAAGAAUCUCACUAGAUCAA
Messenger RNA from Raphanus sativus (radish), 2960 nucleotides. Its product is annotated as putative pentatricopeptide repeat-containing protein At1g13800. The record is from RefSeq and is a predicted model, not a curated record. NCBI's taxonomy places the organism in Eukaryota, Viridiplantae, Streptophyta, Magnoliopsida, Brassicales, Brassicaceae. Bases 126 to 2783 code for a protein of 885 amino acids. The transcript has a single exon. Gene Ontology annotation, molecular function: protein binding.